AUGGUCAACUGGAAAUCUAUUGAAAACCAACAACGCCUCGUGGCAACCCUUCUGGCAGCAAAUCCAGGCCUAAAGCUCGAUUAUCCCAGGAUGGCUGCCAUUUUUGGCCAGGGCGCGACGUAUGAUACCAUUGAAUAUCAGUUCAGAAAAUACCGCAGACAGGCAGAGGAGCUUAAAAGAGAGGCUGCAAGACAAGGAGUAUCUUUGUCAGAAAUUCCACGUGGACGUGCCUCUGAACCUGUAUCUACCUCGACCACUCCAAGGACUCCUAGGACUGGUGGCCGCGGUGGGGUUAUUAAGCCUUCUUCAUCAACUGGAAAAGGCAAGGGUUUGGGUCUGGCGAGCACUCCAACCAAGCGCCGAUCUAAGAAGGAUACGAGUGGAAGCUUGAUUGAGGCAAUAUAUGUCGAUGACGACGAUGAUGAUGACUGCUGUGGAGAAGAGGAUUCUUCUGGCGUUAAGAUCAAGAGCGAGGGUACCAGUAGCUCGGUGCUUUCCAGCAUUGAGCCAUCAGUGUUUGGCCUGGCUGAUCGUAUCAAGACUGAUCGCCAGAGCGAGGAUCGCGACUUCAAAGUACACAGCGACAAUUGUUCUACAGCGGCUUCUCGAGCUACUUCUCGUACUGUGCGUGAACAAAUUAGGGCCCUUCAAAGGGACGUUGAUGGAGAUGAGGAGGUGGUAGCGACUCCAGUUUUCGACAGAACCACAAGGGAGGGUGCACCAACCCGUUCGCUAAGUUUAUCUCGUGGAGAUGCCGGGUACGAGACUGAUACUACCGAUGGGGUUGCAUAG
This is a messenger RNA of Aspergillus calidoustus, 792 nucleotides long. Lineage: Eukaryota; Fungi; Ascomycota; Eurotiomycetes; Eurotiales; Aspergillaceae. The record is from the annotation of a GenBank genome assembly.